CAACAGUACGUGCGCGGGUGCUCAACCGCGAGUACCGAGGCUGUCUGCCAGUAAACGCUCCAGCCCGCUCGAGCCGAUUCGCCUAAACAGGGAAAGCGGCUAGGUAAAUAAAAUGUCUGAGAAACUGAGGCAGUGCAGGGAAGACUUAGCAGCAGCUUUGGAUCGAGCCAUGGAAGGCAAUAUUGUUUCUCCUGUGUUCUCUUCAGACUCUGAGUGGCUUGAAUCGGCAAGGUUACUGGAACCAGACCAUGGUUCAUUCAUUGACAAUUCCUUUGCUAGAAUGUGCCCAUCUUUCAGUUCUUCACACCUCACCCAGACAUUUCUUCAAAUGUUGCCGGAGAGAGGACCAUAUUACUGUAUGCCAAAGGAACUUGCCUUGAUGGAUUGCAAUCAUGUUGCAUUUAAAGUAAAGUGGUUAGUUUUUGGAAAUGGGGAAAAUUUUGUCAUGAAUGCCAAUGUUCCAAUACCAUAUGGUCUCUUUGAGAGUGGUUGUGAGAACACAGACAAUGUUACACAAGAAUAUAUCAGUCCCUCACAAGAAACCAACAAUCAUACAUGUCCAGAAACACAGGGAAAUAAUUCAUGUGAAGAACUGACAAAGAAUCUCCUAGAUGUAAUAGGUGCAUACCAGAAAAUUGGAAAACAGAGAGGAAGACAGCAGUUGGAGAGCACCAGUAUUCGAACGCUCGAGGCGUUGGCAGGAAAACUGGAACCUUUGAGCGAAUUCUGUCCACCCUCUUCUCAAUCUGCUGGAUCUGUGUCUGCAGAAGACACUCUAACCCUUUUCAUUGCAGAUCCACCCUGUAGCCCAAUAAGGAAAGAACCACACUUAGGGAAAUAUAAACCCUCAGAUGAUGACAACUUGAUUAAUAUUGUCCUGGACAUGGAGGAGGAUUACAACAUAUUGAAAAAAAUAUAGAUAGAUUGGUCUAUAGUAAAGUGGAAGAACACAAUGCUGAGCACAUCCUGGAAUUGCAUUUGACUGAUCUGGGUUGAGACAACACACCUGUCUUCCAAAUGGAUAUCUUUACCUGCAUUUUAAGCAAGAAUAUCUAAAGAUCAUGCAAGAUCUAAAGAGAUUCCUGAAGCAGUUGCCUCUAUUUAAGUUUAGACAACUAGAACUGCAUCACACUUCGAUGAGGUUGUAUAGAAGAUCUCCAUGCAAUUCUGAAUGUUGUACACAAUCAAAGAACUAACUAAACUGAAGUUCAUCUGGCGUUUCUUCAUUACAACCAUACUUAGAUUUUUUGGUGGGUUGCUUAUUUGGUCUUCAGAAUACUUGAUUACUGUCCAAUAAAUGUUUUACCCUGCAGUUUAUAUGCAGAAUGUUACUGUCAAGUUAAACCCUCACUGACAAUUUACAAAGGUUCUUGUCACAACUUUCCCAGUAGUAUUUAAUAUAUUUGGUACAUUGAUUAAUAUAAGAUAAAUAAGAAGGUGCAAUUUUUUUAAAAGUCUGUUAUAACAUAGUACACCUUCAUGUAUUUAAGAUAGCAAUGGUUAAAUAAUAUAUGUAUUAAAGGUCAUGAAAUUUCUG
Molecule: messenger RNA, 1537 nt
Organism: Mobula hypostoma (lesser devil ray)
Lineage: Eukaryota; Metazoa; Chordata; Chondrichthyes; Myliobatiformes; Myliobatidae
Exons: 5
Coding region: 113-919 (268 amino acids)
Source: RefSeq, a predicted model, not a curated record